This is a messenger RNA of Corticium candelabrum, 1222 nucleotides long. RefSeq lists its product as uncharacterized. The transcript is spliced from 3 exons. Lineage: Eukaryota; Metazoa; Porifera; Homoscleromorpha; Homosclerophorida; Plakinidae. The record is from RefSeq and is a predicted model, not a curated record. The coding region runs from base 172 to 990 and encodes 272 amino acids.
GCGCAUGCGUAAAUCAAACAGGAGCGGUAGUUGAGCAAAACGUGUAUUGUUUGACUUUUUCAUUUUUGUUUAAAGUGUGUUGUAGCAUUAAUUAAGUCGCCAAAUACUGAUUUUUGGGAUUUGGUUAGGGCGACUAGGACUAGCAUGCGUAAAUAGCUAAACGUGCAAAUUAUGACGUCGACCGAAGACAGUUCAUCAGACUCACAGCAACAAGAGCCUGUGGAUUUAUGGCGUCCAGGGCGUAAAAAAAUUGUGAGGCAUAAGGGAAGGAAGAUGCCAGUGGAUGUAGGUCGACUGAUAAAAUGGUUAGAAGUGACGAAAGUGAUUGAACCCGAGUUUGAUUUUCGUGCUCAAUUCAUCACUGACUGGGAUGCAUGCGAGAGGAGGCGAGAUGCGGGUGGCUUUGAGGAUGACAACGAUAUCAGUCCAAUUACAGACAAUGAAAGCUCGGAUAGUGGAAAUGAGAUGUGGGAAGUCGAUUGGAGGGAAACAGUCAAACAAAUCAAGUCAUCUGAUGGUGUUAGACAAGAGCUUAUCAAAAUGAGGGACAGAAUGGAAGCAUCACGUCUUCUCAAUUCCCGACUGCAAGUCGAUAAUAGGGAGAAUUUCGAUCCAGAGGCUGUUGAUGAAGGAACAAAGCAGUGCAAGAGAGAAUUGGGUCUGUGUGACUCUGACGAUGCAAGGGAGGAUCGGCCGACAAAGACGGAAGGCAGAGAAAUUUUUUGUCAUUUACUGCCACACAUGAUGGAUGUGACCAUUCAUGAGAGAGACGAAAAGGUCAACACAUGGCAGUGGGAUCUGAUCUAUCAAGUCUCAAUGAGUGCAUCUGAUAGGCCAACUGACACCAACAGUGUCAUCUGCACAAGAUGGCAGAGCCAAAAGGCUCGCUACCACAACCGAAAGGCUUGCUACCACAGAAAUAAGGACAGUCGAAAGCGGAACAAUGUCUCUAAUACAACGAGUAAAAGCAAGAAGCCGAAAAAAGGGUGACCUUAAAGAGUGGUGUGACGAGUACCGUACUGGUGUUUUGCUACACUGAAUUACAGGUUUUAGAGUUUUAACUGCAGCUUUAGCGUAAUAAUAAAUUAAUUAAGGAUUUUAUGAUGAGACAUGAGGUUAGCAUUUCACAGCUUGUUUUAUGAAUAAUGGUGUACUUGUAGGUUGGGAUUAUAUUGACAAAUGCAGUUACAUGAUAGCCUCUUUACUAUUAAUAGGCUUGCUA